Molecule: messenger RNA, 1272 nt
Organism: Penicillium diatomitis
Lineage: Eukaryota; Fungi; Ascomycota; Eurotiomycetes; Eurotiales; Aspergillaceae
Product: putative serine/threonine protein kinase ENV7
Exons: 3
Coding region: 1-1272 (423 amino acids)
Biological process (GO): vacuolar protein processing; protein phosphorylation; regulation of vacuole fusion, non-autophagic
Cellular component (GO): cytoplasm; Golgi apparatus
Molecular function (GO): ATP binding; protein serine/threonine kinase activity
Source: RefSeq, a predicted model, not a curated record
AUGGCGCAGUAUUUCUUCGACCUGCUCUACAAUUUCACAGAUUGCAUGUGCUGCUUUCCCAGCACGCCGCAACUUAAGAUCAACAAUCGUAGCUUCAAGCUAUUGCGACUUUUGGGCGAGGGUGGUUUCUCGUACGUCUAUCUCGUGCAAGAUAAGACAAGCUCGGAAUUGUUCGCGCUUAAGAAGAUCCGCUGUCCGUUCGGUCAAGAAUCCGUGUCGCAAGCGCUGAAGGAAGUCGAGGCCUACGGUCUAUUUACGUCACACAAGAACAUCAUUCAUGCAAUCGAUCACUGCGUCUCGACAGAAUCGGGGUCGAAGUUUCGAUCGGAUGGCGGCGAACCCGGUUCCAAGACCGUCUAUAUCCUCCUUCCCUAUUACCAGCGGGGUAAUCUGCAAGAUGCGAUCAACGCCAAUUUAGUCAAUCAUACUCGAUUCCCGGAGAAGCGGCUUAUGGUGUUGAUGCUCGGGGUGGCUCAAGCACUGAAAGCGAUGCAUCAGUAUCGAGUGCAGAGUGGAUCUGCGUCUACCCGUCAGGCCAAGGCGGUCCGACGAGAAGGAGAGGAAGCAGACAACGCGAGAACGAUGCAGAUGAAGCCAAAGCGACGAGCAGGCCAUACCGCAGAUGAGGAGGACGAGGAGAACGAGCCGUUGAUGGAUGACGAAGUCACACAAAGUCAGGAGGGUGUGCAAGAGGGUGGGCUACGCCCGUAUGCGCAUCGCGAUAUCAAGCCUGGCAAUAUUAUGAUCGAUGACGAUGGCCAAAAUCCUAUCCUCAUGGAUCUCGGCUCGCUCGCACCAAGUCCUAUUGCCAUCACUUCUCGAUCUUUGGCCUUGGCCGUACAGGACACGGCCGCGGAGCACAGCACCAUGCCGUACCGCGCCCCAGAACUCUUCGAUGUCAAAACGGGCUCCAUCAUCGAUACCAAGGUAGAUAUCUGGUCCCUUGGCUGCACACUCUACGCCUGUCUGGUGGGCAAGAGCCCCUUUGAGGCCCGCAGCGAUGAGACCGGCGGCAGUCUCAGUAUGUGUGUUCUGGGUGGUGACUGGCGGUUUCCCGACGAAAAGUCGGGCGCAACAAAGGGCAAGGCCAAGGUCGGUGGCGACGCAGACGCUGGAUCCAGCAGCAGCGAGCAAGUUAUCAGCGAACCAGUCAAGGAGAUCGUUCGCAGAUGUCUGCAGGUUGAACCUGCAGAUCGACCGGAUAUCGAUGAAUUAAUCCAGAUGAUGAAAGAUAUGAUCAGUGAGCUGCCGGACGAUGAUGGAAUUGCGUAG